Molecule: messenger RNA, 522 nt
Organism: Stylophora pistillata
Lineage: Eukaryota; Metazoa; Cnidaria; Anthozoa; Scleractinia; Pocilloporidae
Source: RefSeq, a predicted model, not a curated record
UAAGAAUCGAAAUUUGUCCCGCAUACUUCCUUGUUUAAUCCUUCGUUGGAAUCCGUGGUAAACAGACCUCUGGAUGAUUACAAGUUAUGGAGUCAUUCUCAAUAAUAUGGUAUUUAUUUUUGCUCGUCAGCGUUCAGCUUCUUGUCCGGAAAGCAGGUGCCACCAUCACAUGGACUAAACCCACUCCACCACACACCCAAAAAGACAACAAAAUCCGAACCACAACAAAAGGCUUUAAGAGCAGUGUUUCUGAAAUACAGUUGGAAUGGCAGGUCACUGUAUCACCUGGGGAACUGAUGGGUGUGUCAUGGUUGAUUAAUGGCGAUGUUAUUGGUCUAAAACAACCAGAUGGGAAAGUAACUGUCUCUCCAAAGUAUCAAACUGAGUUCAGCAUCAUUUCUAGUGAUCAAGCAACCUUAGUUGCCCAUAAUGUGACAGCAGCUGAUGGGAGAACAUUUAAUUGUGAGGUUCAACUCACUGACCUUUCGCGCUGGAAUGAUAAAAUCAAAGUGGUGAUUUAUG